Molecule: messenger RNA, 144 nt
Organism: Haemonchus placei
Lineage: Eukaryota; Metazoa; Nematoda; Chromadorea; Rhabditida; Trichostrongylidae
Source: the annotation of a GenBank genome assembly
AUGAUAAGUCAUACGAAUAAUAAAGUAUCCGAAGUCCAUGGAGUGUUGGGUGCUCCGGCCUUACUUGUUAUUGAUCAUUCGGUUCGCAACUGCAUUAAAACUUUCGGGAGCAUUUUCAACUGCCGUAAAUACCUGAAAAUGUAG